AAGAACGAUCCAAGUGAAGUUAAAUACGUUGUUCUCAGAACUACUGGUGGUGAAGUUGCUGGUGGUUCUACCCUUGCUCCAAAGAUUGGUCCACUCGGUCUUAACCCAAAGAAGGUCGGUGAUGAUAUUGCCAAGGCUACUUCCGCUUACAAGGGUCUUCGUCUUACCGUUAGACUUGUUAUCCAAAACAGACAAGCUAAGGUUGAAAUUGUUCCAAGUGCUUCCACUUUAAUUAUUAAGGCUCUUAAGGAACCAGUCAGAGACCGUAAGAAGGAAAAGAACAUCAAGCACGAUGGUAACCUCACUCUUGAUGAAGUUAUUGAAAUCGCUCGUACCAUGCGUGAAAAGUCCUACGCUAAGGAUCUUGCUGGUGUUGUCCGUGAAAUUCUUGGUACCUGUUUCUCCAUUGGUUGUACCGUCGAAGGUCAAUCUCCAGUCGAUGUCACUGAACAAAUUAAGAACGGUGAAAUUGAUAUCCCA
Messenger RNA from Mizuhopecten yessoensis (Yesso scallop), 480 nucleotides. Its product is annotated as 60S ribosomal protein L12-A-like. The transcript has a single exon. The record is from RefSeq and is a predicted model, not a curated record. Gene Ontology annotation, cellular component: ribosome; cytosolic large ribosomal subunit. The annotation marks the transcript as partial. Lineage: Eukaryota; Metazoa; Mollusca; Bivalvia; Pectinida; Pectinidae. Gene Ontology annotation, biological process: translation. Gene Ontology annotation, molecular function: structural constituent of ribosome; large ribosomal subunit rRNA binding.